Messenger RNA from Manihot esculenta (cassava), 681 nucleotides. RefSeq lists its product as uncharacterized. The coding region runs from base 156 to 578 and encodes 140 amino acids. Lineage: Eukaryota; Viridiplantae; Streptophyta; Magnoliopsida; Malpighiales; Euphorbiaceae. The record is from RefSeq and is a predicted model, not a curated record. The transcript has a single exon.
CCUUUUCCAGCUUGUACACUGAAACCCAUCGUCCUUAUCCACCUCUUUCUCUCUCUCUCUGAGCACCCAAUUUAUAUACACAGAUUCCUUCUCAAUUCCCUAACUCAUCUCUUCUUUUCUCUUAAUUUCCAAAUCCAGAAAACCAGAAAUUAGCAAUGGCGAUGGCUAUGUCUAUGGUUGACGAAUGCCACUCUCCCUCCCUCAAGGACAGGCUCAAGUCCUCCAUUUGUUGCUUCGCUGCUCCUGAUGACCUCCAUGAGAGCCUUGAUUCCGUCGACGACGGCAACAGGAGGCCACAGAUGCCGAGAUCUUCAUAUGCUUGGUUGAAAUCCAGGAAUCAGGAUCUUGAGAUCAGAGACAAAUGUUGGCGUUUGAUUGGAAGAAGAGGUAAGAAUCGGAGACGUUAUCAUUCUGCCGACUUUAAGUACGAUUCUACGAGUUAUUCUCUCAAUUUCGAUGAUGAUAAUAAACGCAAAGUUGAAUUGCCGCUCAAUAAUUUUAUGGCGAGGCUUCCGGUCACUCCAGAUAGGUUGCCGGCGGUAUCAACGACUAGGUGUGAGCUCGUUGCAUGGACAUGAUCGAGAACGAUAUCUAAUAUAUAUAAAUAUAUAUAUAUAUAUAAUUUCUCAAUCUUGACGUCUUAUGUGUUCCUUUGUACAGAUUUUAAUCAAUGAAUUGAGA